Arabidopsis lyrata subsp. lyrata is the source of this 504-nucleotide messenger RNA. Its product is annotated as defensin-like protein 153. The record is from RefSeq and is a predicted model, not a curated record. The transcript is spliced from 2 exons. Lineage: Eukaryota; Viridiplantae; Streptophyta; Magnoliopsida; Brassicales; Brassicaceae. The coding region runs from base 32 to 277 and encodes 81 amino acids.
AAAAACCAUCAAUUCAUUUAUAUCUUUAAAGAUGAGGAAUCUCUCUCAAGUCUCGGUAGCCGUUCUACUUAUCUUCUCCAUUCUGAUACUAGGAAUAGGAGUCCAAGGAAAAGUACCAUGUCUUAAGCGUAUAUUUAACAAAAAUAAUACGUGUGCUUUCCUAAGAUGUGAAGCUAAUUGUGCACGGAAAUAUCAAGGAUAUGGUGAUUGCCGUCCAGGAGACAGACCACACGACAAACGAGACUCCGUGUUUUGUUACUGCAAUUAUCCUUGUUAAAAUUAAACACCUAAGGAGUGCGCAUUCAUUUACCUGAUAGCCAAAUAAUAUAUUCUGUUACAUUAUUUUAGGACUCUGUUAAUAUUGUUUGUACGUUCCAAGAUAUGAGGAACCGUUCCUAUUUUUGUGUAACAACUAAGGCUAUAAAACCAUAUAUUAACUCUGUCAAUAAUCAAGGAAAUCUUCCAAUGGUAUCAGAGCUUCUACGGUUCUGAUUCUUCAUCUCU